Aureobasidium subglaciale EXF-2481 is the source of this 783-nucleotide messenger RNA. RefSeq lists its product as uncharacterized. The record is from RefSeq and is a predicted model, not a curated record. NCBI's taxonomy places the organism in Eukaryota, Fungi, Ascomycota, Dothideomycetes, Dothideales, Saccotheciaceae. The transcript is spliced from 2 exons. Bases 1 to 783 code for a protein of 260 amino acids.
AUGACAGAAUCACCACACAGCGAGCUAAUUGCUACCCUGACCGAACUGUAUGACCUGCUCGACGCGCUUGGUGUUGUAUCCCACUGCUCGCCUCUUUUCCCUCCUCAUGCCAACAUCAACGUCGAAGCUGCCCGUGCAGUAGGGUACGCGCCAGAGACCGUACGAUUGAUGUGUGAUCUACCCUAUCUUGAGGUCAAGUUGUACGACCGCUCACUCGAACUCUUACCCAACACAUACCCGGUCUCGUACCUAAGCGCCGUUGAUGAAGGCAGCUUCGAGGCAUUGCGCGAGAUGCUACACGAUGAGAUGAUGCCUCCCACUGCACUGCGAUUGACAUACGGCGAAUUAGGUCAAGGCACAGAGUACAUCUAUGAUACCGACACGACACUGAUAUAUGCAUGGUGUCCUGCUGAGAAUCCUGACGAGGUUGAUGAUUACUACCAUGUACAAGGACAGCCUCCUCGUCAGGCGUUGAGCAAGCUGAUCAACGACAACCGUACCCUCAAGUACAUAGUCACACCUCACGGGACCGACUUUAAUCACGACUUCUUCUCCAAGUCUGGUGGCCAACCACCUUCUGGAGGGAAUUGGAGCAUAACAGAUCAAGACCACUGGCGUGCGCAAUACAAGGCUUGGAAAGCUACGCGAAAGAUCAAGAAUAUUUACUUGGACUUUGGAUGGAAUGUUGAUACAGUAGAUCAGGCCCUGUUCAAACGGGAGGAGUUCGUGAUCGCGCGAGAUUGGUAUUGGAAAGAGGUUGUGGAACCUCUGUUAAACAUUUGA